Molecule: messenger RNA, 4517 nt
Organism: Danio rerio (zebrafish)
Lineage: Eukaryota; Metazoa; Chordata; Actinopteri; Cypriniformes; Danionidae
Gene: phf20b
Product: PHD finger protein 20, b
Biological process (GO): regulation of DNA-templated transcription
Cellular component (GO): nucleoplasm; nucleus
Source: RefSeq, marked provisional
CGCUCUCAAAGCAUGCGACUUAAUGCACUCUCGGCGCAUUUGGACUCGCUUUCUUCGGUUUCGGAGUACAUUCAUCUGCAAUAGAGGUUGCUGAUUGUGUGUGUCCAGCAUGACAAAGAGUCCUCCUAACAGGCGUGGGAUCGUGUUUGAGGUGGGAGCGCAGCUGGAGGCCAGAGACACCCUGAAGAACUGGUACGCAGCCAACAUAGAAAAGAUCGACUAUGAAGAUGAGAAAGUUCUGAUCCACUACAGACAGUGGAGUCACCGCUAUGACGAGUGGUUCGACUGGAGCAGUCCGUACCUCAGACCCGUGGAGCGAAUCCAGCUGAGGAAACAGGGGCUGAAUGAACGACAGUGCGCUUCAGGUUUUCAGGUCAACCAGAAAGUGCUAGCCAGCUGGUCUGACUGUCGCUACUACCCUGCUAAGAUCCUGUCUCGAGACAAAGAUGAUUUCUACACAGUGAAAUUUUUUGAUGGGAUCAUCAAGACAGUGAAGGGAAUUAAAGUCAAGCCGUUCCGUAAACAGAGCUCUGAUGGAAGGAGCAAUCAGCAAGCUCGAAAGCGUGCCGAUCAGAACGAAAAAGAAUUGAAACCCAAGGAGAAUGGAAACAGCCGGCACAACAGCUCGAGACACAGCGUAUCAGACCACGAUGGAGAGAGCGAAUCAGAGGCGGACGAAGACACCACAGUGAUGGAUGAGUCCACAGACCUCCAGAACGGCGGAGAGAAAGAAAGCACAGAAACGAAGAUGGUAAACGAUUCAGAGGUGAGUUCUGCUGAGCACCAGCCCAGUGAAGACCAGAACCAGCCCAGUGAAGACAAGACCGAAAACCUGGAGAAUGGAAAUGUAGAGAUUAAAAUAGAGGAGGAGGAAGAAGAAGAGAUGGAUGGAGGACAGGAGGAGGCUAAAGUACUUCAUAAUGGCAUUGACAAGAACGAUGAGCACAAGGGCGAAGCAUCGGACGAAAGUCCUAGUUUGCCCAAGAGGACACGGAGCAGGACGGCAGAUGGAAAAGAAGCAGAAAUGGUCAAUGGUCCAGAACUGAGGAAGAGACGAGCUUCAACAGGACAGACGUCACCGGCCAAAAGAAGCAGAGCCAAUUCAAGCACAGACAGAAACACUCAGACUCCCAUCAAACCAGUUAAAUCUGACUCUGUCCCAGACACUUUGGACAUUAAGGAUGAAAAGACGAGUCCUGCAGGAAAACCAGCCCCUGCAGAAGAGGCAGGAUCUACCCCUGAACUUGCUGCAGCACUCAAACGUCAAGUCCACCUCCCAACCACAAACAAGUACAGCAGAGAACCACUUUACAGGGUCAUCAAAAACCAGCCUCCCCCUAUCCUGUCCAUUGAGCUGGACCACAACCCCUUCAAAUGCAAGAUGGCCGGAUGCCUUAAGUCUUUCCGCAAGGCGUCCCUCCUGCACUACCACAUGAAGUACUAUCACGCACAGAGCGACCCGAGCCCCCCACGCUGCGUCCAGACGCGCUCUUCAGACAAGCAGAGCCCCAGUCAGGAGACCCCCCGCAGACGCCGCACCGUCUCUGCUUCACACCAUACUCCAUCUCCUCUGAGUGACAGUAAGUCGGGUCACUCUCUGUCGCCCCCUGCUGUGGGUAUCAAGCACCGGCAGCGCUCGGCCACACUGGGAGCCGAGAGGAGCAAAGAGAACCAGGUCUUCAACCGCUCGCUGCAUGACGACAGAGACUGGGUUGCCAAGGAAACAGCGCUGAAGGAACGCGAGAGGCUGAGAGAGAAACGGCAGAGGGAGUUCUUCCGCAUCAAGCUGAAGAAAAAGAAGAAGAAGAAAAGGAAGUCGAAGUCAGGUGAAGACAGCAGCAGUGAUUUGUCCUCGGACAGUCCAGUAUGGAGUGAGGACGAGUCUGACACUGAGCUGGAUCUGAACGUCCCCCUCUCGGAGCAGGGGGUGGAAACAGUCACUCACAGCUCUGAGAUCGUACGCUGUAUUUGUGAAGUGCAGGAGGAGAACGACUUCAUGAUACAGUGUGACGAGUGUCUGUGCUGGCAGCAUGGGACAUGUAUGGGUCUCUAUGAGGACAGUGUGCCAGACAGUUACAGCUGCUAUAUCUGCAGAGACCCACCAGCUCAGAGGCAGAGUCAGAGGUACUGGUACGAUAAAGACUGGCUGAGCAGUGGACACAUGUACGGCUUGUCUUUUCUGGAAGAGAACUACUCUCACCAGAACAGUAAGAAGGUGACGGCAGCACAUCAGCUUCUAGGAGACGUCCACCGAGUGUUUGAGGUCCUCAACGGCCUUCAGCUCAAGAUGAGCAUCCUACAGACACAAGCCCAUCCGGACCUGAAGCUCUGGCGGCAGCCCUGGAAACAUGCAGACGGCCUGCGGAGGAGGAUGGCAGGUGACUCUGGCAUUGCUACUCCAUUGCCGCCCUCGCCUCCUGAAAUGGGAGAGAAUGAGUUUGAGACACUAAAGAGCGAAGCCCCGUCGCCUAUGGAGACGCAUUGCUCUUUUCAGGACUCGUACAUUAGCAGUGAGCACUGCUAUCAGAAACCCCGUACCUACUACCCAGCAGUGGAGAGAAGACUAGUGGUGGAGACGCGGGGCGGCUCUGAGCUGGAGGACAGUCUCAGGAGCACAGAGGACCUGCUGGAGAUGGCGGAGCAGAGGUACGGCACGCAGCUGGACCACGACCAGCACAAGCUGGCUGAUCGCUCCUUUAGUAAGGAGCUGGAGAGCCGAAUGAAACGACUGGUGUCCGCUGAGCAGGAAAAGAGUUGUGGGGUUGAAAUCAAGGAAGAGGAGCCUGACCCUGUAACCCCUGACCCCAAGCCUGACCCUGACCUUGUGCUACACCAGCAGUGGCAGCUCAAUCUGCUGGAGCACAUUGAAGCGGUGCAGGAUGAGGUCACGCACAGAAUGGACCUCAUCGAGCGAGAACUUGACGUGCUGGAGAGUUGGCUGGACUACACAGGUGAGCUGGAGCCUCCAGAUCCACUGGCUCGACUCCCUCAGCUGAAACAUCGCAUCCGACAACUGCUCACUGACCUGGGAACUGUCCAGCAGAUCGCACUCUGCUCCUCGUCCUCUUGAGGGCGCCAGAGAACAGCUCAAACUCGAUCGCCAAUAGAUACACGUGCCUGUUUGUUUGUUUUUUUACUUUCUCUCUCUAAAAAAAUCAAGCAAGCUAAUGUUUCUGGCACAUGUCUGUUGGACUGAUGAACAUCCAAGCUAACUGAUAUCUGAUGCAAACAACGGUUUUUAUUUUAUAACGCUUCAUUGUAGCACUUAGCUGUCUGUCAUAGACCUAGCAGGUAUUUUGAUAUCGUUUGUUUUUUUUUGUCAUUUCCUCUGUGUUCUUGACAUGCUAAAUAAUUAUUUGUGUUACUUCAUAUGUAAUCAGUUUUUUUUGGGACAUUUUCCCUCUGGGUAAAGAGCUUAAAAAAGGAACUGAAGGGUAUUUUGCUGUAGUUAAAGUAAAAAAAACAAAAACAAAUGUUAAAUAUGAGCAUAACAAUAUACAAAAGCUAUAUUUUAAAUCUGAAAACACUUGCAUUUUACUUCUAUAUUUGUACUAAUGGCUAUGAGAGUCAUGUGAUCUUGUAAAUAACUCAACCGAUUGCUUCAAUACGUGUUCUUUUUUAUUUUUAAAUGAAACUAUUGCAUUUACAGUAAAGACUUUCUGUAAUCUUUGAUCUGUUGUGAAUACUGUAAUUGUGGGCUUUCCGCCUAUAACCAUCCCUUUUUGUUUUAUUUUGUUGACACAAUUGAUGUUGGUUGCAUUUCAAAUCUGUGGACUUUUUCCACUGGCGCAUAUUACAUAAGCACAGAAUGUUGUUCACUUGCUGACCGAGCAUGUAUCUCUGUAUGUCUGUUUCUUUUCUUCUUCUAAUUUCUGAUUUUGUUUCUAUUCACUUUCCUGUCGCUCUCGAGGCUACGCAUUUUUGAAUUAAGACAUUAGAUGCCUUUUAAGUUAUUGUAAUUGUGAAUUUAAGUUAUUGAUUUUACUUUGGUCCAUUGGUUUUCUUUUAUACGGAUUAUUGAAUGAUUAGAGAGAACGAGAGAAAAGCUGGGGUCUUUUUUAUUAGUGUUCUCGCCCUGUGGUGUUAGGAUUUUCAUUUAGAUCAUUACUGUUUAUAUAAAAAAUGUGCUUAAUCUUACUUCAGGCAAAUUUGAGUGUCAUUCACUUUUAAACACACACAUACACACAAGAGACAUUUGUUAUAAGCCUGUGGAUUGAUAUAAUCCUGCCGAUGGGUGUUUUUAUUUUUAUUUGAUUUGUUUUUGUAAGUUUCUUUGUACAACUAAUGAGUGGUUGACCAAUUGACUUCCUCAGUAUUGUGUAUUAUAUUUUUUUGUCUGCCCUGUUGCUUUCCAGUAAUGGAAAUCUACUUAUGAAUCAUAAGUAUUGCUGACUUUUUUAUGUAUUUUUUUUCAUUGUUGCCAUCUUAUGUCAGGGGUCCCUUGAAAUCUACAAGUUCUGAAAAAUAUUGACAUAUAAUCCAAAUGCAAGGAAAUAAAUGCAAACAUUUAAACUCAA